Molecule: messenger RNA, 1633 nt
Organism: Mytilinidion resinicola
Lineage: Eukaryota; Fungi; Ascomycota; Dothideomycetes; Mytilinidiales; Mytilinidiaceae
Product: alpha/beta-hydrolase
Exons: 4
Coding region: 330-1154 (274 amino acids)
Molecular function (GO): hydrolase activity
Source: RefSeq, a predicted model, not a curated record
UACGUCAUUCGUCCCGCGGAGUCGCAUGGUAACCCCGUCACUCGUCUUGACGCAACAGUCUAGUCAUUGACGGACAAGCUGCGGGGCUGUCACUAAUUGAACGGCUCUGUGGCUCCCAGGACUAACCUUGGAGAGCCUGGAGGCUCAAACUGUGGGACGCGGGAAUAUUCCCUACAUAUCCGGUCACUACACAUACGUCAACGUGCCCCUCCUCUAGCAACCUUAAACCUAAACAACACUCGCACUCUAAAGCUUUCGAAUCCGCCCACCUGCAGCUCAUAAUCGACUACGAUAUUUUUAAUAGCACCAAUCUCAAUUGCUAUAUCAAAAUGUCGACGGGCGUAGGAAUGAGCUCAUGCUGCCUCUCUGGUAAAGUGCAAGAGGGUAAGCCUACGGGCAGAGUUGAGACCAUUGGCGGUCUCCAAACCUACGUCGCCGAGCCCUCCUCCAACUCACCCGCCAAAAGCAUUAUCUUCCUCGUUGACAUCUUCGGCUGGGAAUUCCCCAACGUCCGCCUCCUCGCCGACAACUACGCCAAAGCCGGCUUCACCGCCUACAUCCCCGACGUGCACAACGGCGACUCCCUGCCCAUCGAGCUCCUGCAAGACAUCGAGCCGCCUCUCGCCGUGCGCGAGAACCUGACCCUCGUGCAAAAGACCGCCGCGACGGCCAAGGUCGGCGUGACGCUCGGCCCCUGGCUCGUCAGACACCGCGAGGCUGUCUCCAAGCCCAUCAUCGACGGCUUCAUCCGCGAGGUGCGCAAGAUCCCCGGCACCGACCGCGUCGGCGUGAUUGGGUUCUGCUGGGGCGGGCGGUAUGCGGUCCUGGCGGCGCACGCGACGGACCCCGCCGUGAAGGUGGACGCGGCGUAUGCGUGUCAUCCGAGCUUGGUGGCUGUGCCGGGGGAUUUCGAGGGGGUGGUGCAGCCGUUGAGUUUGGCGUGUGGGAGCGAGGAUAGUAUGCUGGACGAGAAGGCCGUGAGGCAGAUUAAGGAGGUGCUGGAGAAGAAGGGGAGUGUGAGUGAGGUGGAGGUGUAUGAGGGGCAGGUGCAUGGGUUUGCGCUGAGGGGGGAUUGGCAGAAUGAGAAGGAUAAGGAGGCGAUGGAUCGGGCGGAGAGGCAGGGGAUUGAGUGGUUUGAGAAGUACCUGGCGUAGGCGCUGGAUUAAGGAGGUAGUUGUUGACAGUGGUGGUUUAUAAAAACAACAAUGAGAUACUGUAUUAGGACCCAAGUUUGGGCACGUUGUCUUUUGACCUGUUACAGAAGUAUGAUGUACUGAAGCACCACAAACAGCGGCCAAGUAGGCCGACUGUAAGCGUGAAAACCUCUCUGAUUCAAGUUCUCAAACCCUUUAAUCAUCAUCGGAAGUUUUAGAAUGUGCUGAAGCACCUCAAACAGUGGCGAGCGAGUGUGCCCCGACUUAUGGCGAGGCACUGUACCUCAUAAUGGAAAAGACGAAGUUUAUGAUACAAACUAUGAUACACAAGCAAUCAUUUCAGCAUGAAUCAUGAAGUGCUGGAUCUAAUCUCCUGGCGCCUUCUCUCCACUUCAGCAGCGAGUUCGCUCUGGUCGGUCCUCAACUUCGCAGCGGCAUUCCGGCGGUUUUGCUCAUCUGCCUCUUUUUGCACUGUCCAG